Cylindrotheca closterium is the source of this 2667-nucleotide messenger RNA. The record is from the annotation of a GenBank genome assembly. NCBI's taxonomy places the organism in Eukaryota, Bacillariophyta, Bacillariophyceae, Bacillariales, Bacillariaceae.
AUGAAGAAACGAGUGCUGGUGCUACAUGGCAACCGGCAAACGGGUCAGUUGUUUCUUGGCCGCCUGGAACGAAUUCGGAAGAGAGUCUCAAAAGAGUUUGAUCUCGAGUUUAUCGCUCCAGAUGCCCCCUUUCCCCAUCCAGAGGAUGCUAACCUCCGAACAUGGUGGAAUCGGGUCGACAAUGAGUACCAAGGACUAGACGAAAGUUUAAAGAUAUUGGAAGAACUGGAGCAGCAGAAUGUUGUUGGAAUAUUUGGGUUUUCUCAAGGUGCACGAUUUGCACAGUUGGUUGCCAUGCUGCACUCGGACGAUCCUCGGAAAUGGUUUCCAAACUUGGAAUUUUGCAUUAUGGUUGCUGGUUAUGAUGCACCCAUCCCAGACGGAUUUCCAUUAACAGAGACCAAGCGGAUAAAGCUACCAUCUUUUCAUGUUUGGGGUCGGGGAGACAAGCUGGUGACUCCAGCUCAGUCGGAAAAGUUGAGCGAACACUUCCUUGAGCCACAGACUAUGAUACAUGAUGGCAACCACUAUGUUCCGUCGAAAGCCCCACAGAUUCAGCACUAUGUCGAUUUUAUACAACAUGCUUUUAAUAUUGCAAAGAAUGGACAAGGAGGUGGUGAACCGAAUUCCGGGAGUGAACCGGUAGCAGAAACAAGCCAGCUGCCAGACGAGGAAACAACAGCAAUGCAAGAAGAGGAAAUUGAAGCACUGCAGGCCAUCUUUCCAGAUGAAGUCGAUAUCAAGUCAUCAAGCUUUCCCAUCAGAUAUCAUAUGAAAUUGCUUCCAUCGGAAGAAGAGGAAGGAACCAAUUGGCCUAAACACCCAUUGACGCUCGAUAUUACUUACCCUUUUGACUAUCCGCUUGAGUCAAUACCAGACUUCAAGUUGAUUCAUGAGAACAACGUAUAUCAGUUUCCAUCCAACAGGGUUGUAAAACUGAUGAAAAUCUUGAAGGAUGCCGUGACCGAAGAGAUUGGUAUGCCGUCUGUUCUCUCUGGUGUCUACGCUGUCAGAGACUAUCUCGAUUUACCUGCUACUGAUCUGGAUGAGGUUCCGGCACAAGGAGUGGAAAGCAAAGACGUGCCUACCUCGACUUUGCCAGAAAACGACUCGGAUCAAGAUACAUCUUCUGCUGGCCCACAUCGAGCAUCGCACGAGGAUAUUCAAAAAGGAAUCCAAGAGGGAUUAGAUAUUGCCGAGCAGCUGCUCAUGAGGAGCGAUAAAAGGAAGGCGCAAUCAGAAGAAGGUCUUUCGAUGGACAAGGGCGGGGCAUUUUGGAACUACACCAUUGGAUUAGUAGGGAAACCAUCAGCAGGAAAGAGUACCUUCUUUAAUGCAGCUAGUGCAUUCAGCAAGCAACGAGGUGCGACAGAGGGUGCCUCAGAGUGGGGUGGAGCCAGUAUGGCAGCCCAUCCCUUUACCACAAUCGAUCCAAAUAUCGGUUACUGCUUGGUCCCCGCACCCAAAGGAUCAUGCCCAGAAGAUGAGAUGGGAGCCUCUAAAUCCUCCUUUGGCUCGACUCACGGAAGAGACUCGAAUGGUCAGCGGCUGAUACCAAUUCUCUUGAAGGACGUUGCCGGUCUCGUUCCUGGCGCCUACAAAGGCCAUGGCAAAGGAAAUCGGUUUCUGAACGACCUAACUGAUGCCACGGUUCUCAUUCACGUAGUCGAUGCAUCCGGAACUGCCGAUGCCCAAGGUAAUACCACUGGAGGUACAGCCAUGACCAACCCACUGGACGAUAUGCAAUGGAUCCGUUCGGAACUGGUGGAGUGGGUGUAUGGCAAUGUGGUUGCCAAAUGGGAUAGCAUUAGUCGCAAAGGAAGAAAGAAGUUAUCUGGAAUGUUUUCUGGAUAUGGACAAACACAAGCUCUAACAGAGAGAAUAUUUGUGGCCUUGGAGGACUACAUGGAAGAGCGGCACAAUAUGGAACGAAAUUUCGACUCUCUUGAGGAAUGGGACGAAGCAGAUGUUCACCGCCUUGUUAGUCUAUUUCUAGGUGUACGAUUUCCCAUUGCAUUAGCAUUGAAUAAAUACGAUCUACCAACCAGUAAGAAGCACAUCCGCGAGAUUGAAGAGGCGCUUCCAAUCCAUGGUGCUCAUGUGGGUACCCCACUAACAGCGAGAAGUGAAAUGAAUUUUGUGAAAGAACAUCUGAUGGGAAAGACAACAACUGACAAGAGUGAAAGUAAAGCUCCAUUUGGUGUCUGGCAGUGUUUGAGCUCUGCAAUCAAACUUCGAGAACCAGUGUUGGUCUUCCCUGUGAGUGACAUGAAGACCUAUGCCCCCUUGAAUUCGUUGAAUGAACGGGCAGUUGGAAAUCCAUCCUUGCCAUCGGUUGGAAUGAUUCGAUGUAUCAAUGGGUCAGGCGGGGUAUCUCCCUCUUGCUGGAACGAGACGCAACAGCUUUACAUUCCUCCGAGUAAUAAACACGGCAAGGGAUCGGAAGUCCAACUGCGGGAUGUGAUUCCAAUGAAGCAAGGUUCCACAGUGAAUGACGUCUUUUUGGCAUUGAAGAAUGCUGGAGCCGUGAGCGGUGAGUUUGUGCGAGCAGAAGCCGCUGGAAAGAUUGGAGAAAAUCCAAAGCCUGUGCCGAAAAAUGCAAUCCUCGGGCAUCACAAUCGCAUCCUGAAGAUCAUGACCAACAAGAGGACGACAUGGCAAAGUUAG